AUGCAACAUUGCUCCAGCUUCCUCCACCUGAUCCGGCGUCUCGCCGGCGUCCGCCACCACCGCGGUCGGAACACGGCGGCGAAGCCGGCAAGCGGCGAUCCUCCUCCUCCGACGUCGUCGCUGCCCCUCGACAGGCUGUAUGGACGGACAGUGGUGGUGGACGUGGAGGCGUGGCUGCUGCGGCCGCCGGUGCACGCGUUCACCUACUUCAUGGUCGUCGCCGUCGAGGCCGGCGGGUUCCUCCGGGGCCUCCUGCUGCUGCUGCUCUACCCGCUGCUGUGCGCUUUCCUUGGAGACGGCCGCGGCGGCGCGCGGGGGAGGGCCAUGGCGACGGUGGCGCUCAUCGGGCUGGAGGAGGAGGAGGUGGCCAGGGUGGGCCGGGCGGUGCUGCCCAGGUUCUUCCUGGAGGCGGCCGCCGCCGAGGGGGUGGAGGCGGUGAGGGCGGCGCGGCGGUCGGUGGCCGUGAGCGCGACGUUCCCGAGGGUGAUGGUGGAGGCGUUCCUGCGGGAGCACGUCGGCGUGGACGCCGUCGUGGGGCCAGAGCUGAGGUCGGUCGCCGGCGUCGUCGCCGGGCUGGUGGACGAGGGGGACGCCGCGGAGGUGGCCGCCAGGAGGCUCCGGGCGCUGCUCGGCGACGAGACGGAGGAGGGCAAGCAGGGCGGCGCCGCCGCCGUGGGGCUCGUCGGAGAAGGGAGGAGCGGUGGCACGGUGCACCACCUUUUCUCACGUUACUACUGCAAGGAAACCUUCACUGCGAGUGAGGCUGACAAGCGGCGCCCGCUGCCGCCGGGCAAGUGCGGCGUCGAGCCGCUCGUCUUCCACGACGGCCGCCUCGCCUUCCCGCCGACGCCGUCCGCCGCGCUCGCCAUGUACGCUUACCUCCCCUUCGGCGUCGCGCUCGCCGUGUCGCGCGUCGUCGCGCUGUCGCUCCUCCCGUACCGCGUCACGUUCCUCGUGGGCGCGGCCACCGGCGUGCACUACCGCCUCGUCGCCGGCCCCCGCCACCACGCGCCCGACGCGGACGGCGCCGCCGUGGCUGGUGGAGGUGGAGGCGGUGGCGGUGGGAGGCUCUACGUGUGCAACCACCGCACGCUGCUCGACCCGGUCGUGGUGGCGACGGCGCUGGGGAAGCCGGUCACGGCGGUGACGUACAGCCUGAGCCGUGUGUCGGAGAUGAUCGCGCCGAUCCGCACGGCGAGGCUGACGCGAAACCGGGAGAGAGACCGGCGGGACAUGGCGGCGCUGCUCGCGCGCGGCGACCUGGUGGUGUGCCCGGAGGGGACGACGUGCCGGGAGGGGUACCUGCUCCGGUUCAGCCCGCUGUUCGCCGAGCUCGGCGCCGACGUGAACCCCGUCGCGCUCGACACCAGCGUCGACAUGUUCUACGGCACGUCGACGACGCCGGCGGCCAAGUGGAUGGACCCCUUCUACUUCAUGAUGAACCCGAAGCCGUCGUACCGGGUCGAGUUCCUGCCGCGCGCCGCGGCCGUCGCGGCGGCGGCGGAGGACGGCGACGACCGCCGCUGCAGCAGCAUCCGCGUCGCCAACCGGGUGCAGCGCCAGAUAGGCGAGGCGCUCGGAUUCGAGCUCACAGGGAUGACCAGGAAGGACAAGUACAUGAUGCUCGCCGGCAACGAAGGCGCCGUGGCGGCGGCGGCCAUCAAGGCCAAGAAAUAGGGUAGUAGAUGGCUCAUUACACGUGCUAGCUCCGGUCGUCGUCGCCGGCGAUGUAUCAGUAUCA
Messenger RNA from Oryza brachyantha (malo sina), 1741 nucleotides. RefSeq names its product probable glycerol-3-phosphate acyltransferase 3. The transcript is spliced from 2 exons. The record is from RefSeq and is a predicted model, not a curated record. The coding region runs from base 1 to 1677 and encodes 558 amino acids. Lineage: Eukaryota; Viridiplantae; Streptophyta; Magnoliopsida; Poales; Poaceae. Gene Ontology annotation, molecular function: glycerol-3-phosphate 2-O-acyltransferase activity; phosphatase activity. Gene Ontology annotation, cellular component: membrane. Gene Ontology annotation, biological process: cutin biosynthetic process.